This is a messenger RNA of Symbiodinium sp. CCMP2456, 6951 nucleotides long. NCBI's taxonomy places the organism in Eukaryota, Dinophyceae, Suessiales, Symbiodiniaceae. The record is from the annotation of a GenBank genome assembly.
AUGUAUACCAACAGUCGAGGCUCAUGUACCAAAAUGCAGAGAUCCCUGGAAAGCUAUGAUAGAUCCACUUGGAUGGAAAGGGACGAGAUAUCCUACAACAGGUUCACGGAGGGCUUGCUUGAUGAAGCUGAGACCUGGGUGACGAAGAAUUUCGAGGACAUGCAAAGUGCCCUGGAGCCAGUUGUCUUAAGCGAGCCUAAGCGGCAAUAUGACAUGAACGAGUUCGAGCGCAUGCUACGCAUGAACGAGCAGGAGAAUGAGUGGUUGGAUGCGCAGCGGCGGAAGACCGAUGAGCUGAUGGACGUCCACGUCCGGCUGGUGUCGCGAUCCACAGCAAGCAUGGCCGAUUCCAUCGCCAGGGUUAAGCAGGCCUUGACGUCGCUGGUCAACGAGAUCGCCGAAGGACUGCGUCGGCACAACAAGCUGGUGAAAGAGCACGAAGCCACAGAGGCCGAGCUCUAUGAUCUGGCCCGGAAGCAGAAGCUACUGCAAACGGCUCUUGAGGAGUUCGAGGUGCGCAAGAAAGAAGCCACCGACAGGUACGCUCGAGAGCUGGAGACCCUGAAGACCGAGUACGGAAAGCUGAAGCGAGCAGUGGAGACCGCUCAGUCAGCUCUGGUCAAGGACAAGGAGAGGUACAACCAGUUCUGGAGAAAUCUACUUGCAUCGUUGAAGUCCAAAAUCUCGGAUCAGCUCGAUGUCUUGGGGCAGGCACACAUACAGCGCAUCCGACGGCAGUGCGAGGUUCACGAGCGCCAAGGCAUCAUGAGGCGCAGCACGCUGGAGAAAGAGAUCCAGGAGCUCAGACGGCGUCUGAAGGAAAGGCGGAAGUACCUCAAGGAAGUGAGGAUACGUCAAGAGCUGACGGACCUGCGACAGGAACUCUACGAAGCGAGGCUGCUUCUCUUUGAGCUGAAUGCGCGAGCUGGGGAAGUGUCGGAGACUGGCGAUCCAGCAGAGGGAGAAGUGCUGCGAAAGCUGUGGAAGACAGGCGAUGCAACCAAGAUGCCGGAGUCAGGACUGCUUCCCCUCUUAGUCCAGCAGCUCCAGAUUCAGAGGCAGUGGCUGCUGGAUCGGGGUCAGGGCUUUUCUCUCAGUCUGCGACGACUCCUUCCGAAAGGAAAGCCGCUGCUCUCAAGCCCAACGUCUUUGCUGCAGCUGGUUUCGGAGGUCUUGCAGCAAAGAGAGCUCGAUGCCAGUGAAAUGUCUCGAGAAAAGCUGACAAAGGUUUUCCGGUCGGAGCUCACACGCCAGCGUACGGAGGUCUUGAGUCUCGUCAUGGACAUGCAGCAGGGCCAGAUGGACAUUAGCGGCCUGCUGGCCUCUGAUGAUGUCUACGUUGCCUUGGAGGAGUCCCUCCGUUCCCUGGAGGCCACCAGAAGAUCCCAGGAAGCUCUGGUGGAGAGCUGGACGCGCCUUUCCAACCACUCAAGCACGGACUCCACGAACUUCACGUGGGUGCAAGAAGAGCUGACUGAGAAGCUUGAGGACUUGCAGAAAGGUUUGACACUGGCAGAAACGUCCACCAAAUGGCUGCAGGCACCGACGCAGAACAGCUCUCUGGUCCUGGCAGACCUGACGACUCGAGAGGAGAUGCGCUGGCUCACGGACCUGACCCUGAAGCUGGGAGAGCGGUGUGGGCGGCUCCGGGCUGGAGCUCUGCUGGUGGAAGAGGCGCAAGACAAGGAUGCGUCGGAGGGAGCCUACCAAGCCGUCGGAGGCUUGCUGAUGGGCCUCCCCGCAGUCGUCGAUGAGGACCUGGUCGCCCUCAGUCAGACCUGGACGAAGCGCGUGCAGCUGAAUCUGGAGAAGCGGCAGAAACUCCAUGGCGAGUUGGCGUCUGCGUAUCGCCGCCUCUCUGUGCAUCAGGGCGGACAGAGCGUGAAGUCUGUUUUCGAGGGCGUGGACUCGUUGAAGAUCAUGUUGGAAGAUGCAGAGUUCGCUGAGACAGGAGCACAGGACGACAUGACCCCCGCUGAGCUCCUCAGCAUUCUCCAUGCCACUGCUGCGCGUGUUUUCCAGCAAAGCGAUUCUUAUCAUUGGGCCAUGGUUGGACUGGGCGGCUUAGAUUCCAUGGCCUCAGAGGCAGUGGUGCACGAGCAGGCCGUUCGAGCACAAACAGCCCCUCGCGUCGCCGAAGAAACCUCCGGAGAGGAUAUGAUCUCAUUCUCAAACACGAACUUGCUGGAUGACUUCUCCUCUAUGGAUGAUCUUCAAGGACAGAUCACGCAGCUGGCAGAUUUGGAUCAAGAGGUUGUCAACCAGCUGGCUGAGGGCUUCAAGCUGCCUGCUCAUGUCGAGCCUGCUCUGAUUGAGGCUGAGGGAGACGAGGAGGAUAUUCUGGAAAGCGGAGAAGAAGAGUUUCGAGAAGAGGAUGAAGAAGAGGCUGCGGACGAGCCAGAUCUGCCCAUCACAGCCGCAACGACAGAGCCUGUCAUGCCUCCAGACCCGGGCUUGCCCGCAGUGGAGGAGAUCGGUCUCGAACAGGGCGCUGUUGAGCAAGGACGAGGCAUGGGAGAUGAAGACUUUGAUGCCGAAGCAGACGCAGUUGAAAUGCACGAAGACGUUGGAAGCUUUCAUGGCAGCGGCUAUGAGAGUCCUUCGGGCCCUGGGCUGCCAGAAGCGCCAGAGUCACCACGGACGCCGCGGACGCCGCGGACCCCUUCCAGCCCCAAAAGCAGCGGGAAGCCGAAGGCUUCCAAGGACGCCCAGAGCCCCAAAAGCUCCAAGACCAAGGCUCAGGGCGCUCAGGAGCCGGCCAGCCCGAAGACUCCCAAGAGCCCGGGAAGUCCCCAAAGUCCCCGAAGUCCCCAAAGCCCGAAGAGUCCAAAGAGCCCGAAGCGGUCGACGACCCUCAGGCAAGCGAGCCGUGAGGAGAGCAGCUCACGAUCGAUCCGAGGACAGAAGGAGCCCAUGCCGCCCGCAGCCGCGGACGUGGCCCCGCAAGCGGAGCUUCUGGCACAGACAGGGCAGGCAGAACUGCUGGCCGAGGAUGUCUCGGCUACGUGUGAAGAUCCUGUUAACGAUGGUCCGUCCCGGCCCAUGUCGCAACCGAGCAUGGCUGCCAUCUGGACAACGGAAGAGGUCAGCCACCAUGGGCUGGAGGACCCGGAUCCCAUGGAGGUGAUUGACAGCAACAGGACAAUCUCUCCCAGGAGGCCCUCGACUCGGGUUCCCGUGGCGAACCUGAUCAAGCAGGAUCUCCUUGGUGCCGGCAAGUUGCAGGUCCAGGACGAGCUGGAGGUUCAUGCAGACCCGCCGUCCGAAGAUCUUGCUGAGAGUGUCCGGGAUACAGCCACCAUUCCCGGCGACUCCUUGCCGAGCCUCGCAGAAGCUCCGAAAGAAGACAUGGGCGCUAAGACUCCUCCUGGGGCAGUGCCGAGUAGAACCGAUCUCCAGGAUGGCAUGCCAACCCGCAGCGGUGAGACGGACAACACGUCGCCGAGGCCACCAUUUGCUGCUCCACCUGACGCUGGCGCACAGAAGCAGGAGAAGGAUCAGGCAUUGGUGGAAGCGGGCGCGCAGGGGUGCGACGAUGUGGGCAUAGAGAGCUCAGCCGAGAGUUCGGCGGCGAGCGCCCUCGACCACUUUGCCGACGAAGGGCGUCCUGAAGGCCCCGCCCUCGCAGAGCUCCGUCUGGCGGGCGAAGUGCCGCGAGCGGUCUUGGAGAAGGAGCCACAGGAGCCCAAUGCUUCGGACCUGCUGCGACGGCAAGUGUCAUCGCCGUCACAGUCCUCACUUCCCGACGUGUCCCCCAUGCCUUCUGCAGAGAUCCGCAGUGCGGGCAUGGUGAUGCAGGCCGACCAGACCGAAAGCACCGAGACCCUGGCCACCUGGGUGGCAGCUAACAUCUCACGGCGUUUGAGCGCAGCUGGCGAGAGUAUGGAGCCGGGCGGUGCUGUCCAUAUCGGAGAAACAGAAGCGUCGCGGCGCCUAUCUUCAGUGCGUUCUGGACUUGGCAUUGGGGGACCGGCCAGCCCCACUUCCUCCUCGGGCCUUCAGCAAGGCAAGAAGAAGGCACGUCGUCCGAAAGCAUUGACACGACUCGGACAAAGUGAAGAUGAAGAGAUCCUUCCAUCGACAGAUACCCAGGAGGACGCGAUGCCGGAGGAGGUCAUGCCAGAGGAGAAUGUAGAUAUAACCCCAGAGGAUGCAAAGUGCACUGCUGCGGCCACUCCGAGUGGGCUGGCGCAGCGAGUUCCGGAGAGUGCACCGGCUCCUGUGGCCCGGAAGGUGCCAGCAGCACCUGUGCAACCGCAGCUGGCCGCCGGCGAGAAGGAAAUGGAAAUGGAAGAGGGGAAGGACGAGGAGGAAAAAGAAAAGGAGGAGGAUGUGGUGGAGCAGCCACGUGACUACGAGAGGCCCAAGAGGAUUGACCCUCACAACACUGCUGCAUCUUUGAUGACCGGCCGCAGCCAAAAUGCGGAUGACCUGGAGAAGAUGGCGCUCGCGGACAUGGCUGGUGACGCCUUGGCCGUGGCCGCCUACGCACAGUCGGCGCUGGAGAGCUUCCAACCGGCCUCGGAGUCUUCAGGGUCAGCCAGCCCUGUCAGCCCCUUGUCCACGCGCUCGCUGCAUUCAUCGCGCUCGCCACAGCGCAGGCUGCCCAAGCAGCCGGCAGCGGAUGGCGCACAGGUCACGGCCACGUCACCGUCACCGGUGCCGAGCAACGUCAACGUUUUUGCCGGGGAUGCGAUUACAGAGGAGCCGAAGUUCAACGAGGCGAUCUUGACGUUGGAUGCAGAGGCGACAACCAGCCGCAACGCCUGGGCUGGCAAGGCCGUUUCAGGCCGGCUGCCAAAGAAGAUGUCCAUAGGCAACAUUGAGCUGGAAGACGACCUCGGCUGGCUCAACGACACAGACGACCAGGCCAUCAAGACAGCCACAGCCAGCCUCACGCUGGCAAAACCUGGCCGUUUGCUGCCGCGCUCGGGCACGCAUGGAGUCGAGGCCGAGGAUAUGCCGAUCCUGUCCGUGGCGCAGCUAUCACCGCGCGUCUCUCAAGAGUUGAUGCAGGAUGAUGUUAGCGAGCUGCAUACCGAGGACGAGCCCAAGCGGCGCAGGCAGCUGUCGGCAGACGUGCCCGUCCGCACCAUCGAAAGGCAGCCUGCAAAGGACCCUCGGCAUGGCGAAGCGCUCGUGCUGCUGGAUGCGCAGGAAUCAAGCAGCCGUCACAACAACUGGGCUGGCCAGUCUGCCUCAGGCCCAAGUCAGCGAGGAGGCAGCGAACUAGGCAACCAGACAAAGCAGCCCUUCAUGACCCGCUUCGAGCUCAAGGGUGACCUCUUGACGAGUGGCGCUGGCGACCAGGCCGACCGGAUGCCACACCGCUCCGCGCUCAAGCCACGCCGGGGCAAGCCCCGCUCUAGCGCACAGGGCUCCGGCAAGGGUGGAAAAGGAGCUCGUCGUCCACAGGAGGACUCGAGGCCCGGCAAAGCCGCCGUGGGAGUGCCAGAGGUGGACUCAGCAAUCGUGGCCGCCGUACUUGCAGAAGCAGAGGCCGAUGGAGAAGGUCCUGAGGAGGCUGAGGAGCCAGAAGCCCAGGAAGAGAUCCUGGAGGCAGAAACCAAGCCGAGCGAUAGUGAGAAGGUGAAGGUCGAGGUAAACGAGGAGGCAGAUCCGAAGGACAACUUCUCCCUGGCCCGAAAUGCGUCCAAGACGGCCGUUAACAAGCGGUACGUCGUUGCAUCUGCGGGCAAAAAGGCCCUGUUCCAAAGCAGAUCUUUUCGUAUGCAAGAUGGCGAUGUUCCGGCUCCACAGCUUCCAACUUCGGGAGUCUCGGAUUUGCCAGAUCCUGGUGAGUCCGGAGAAGCUCCUGUCCUGAUCGAGUCGACGGAGUCGACUUCCCAGUCUCAGACUGAGCCGGCGAAGAAGAGGUGGAAAUUGGGUACCCUGGCUGUCCAGGCCGUGCUGCGACUUCGAUCGGAGGCCCCCUCGCCGCCACCCCAGCGUCGCGACAGCGGCCAGUCGAACGUCAAAAAGACACAGAUAGUCAGGGAGUUGGAGCCGCCGCCUCCACCACCUGAGAGCAUCACCGCUCCGACAGCGCCAGCGACGAAACCCAGACCCAAAGUGCAGAAAGUGGAUAAAGCCAGCAAUGAGACAGUGUCGAAGACGGAAGAAAACAACUCCAUCCAGACGCUCCAUGAGGCACCAGCGGCCCCUGAGAACGGUGUCGAUGACGGCAUCAACAGCGAGGCGAAGGCACUGCAGGAUGUCCCGCAAGUUCUUCUGCCAAACUUCGCCGCCGCCUCGCUGGACAACGGGGCAAGCCUGGCCUUGACCGCCGCGGCGAUCCAGGCAAUGCGCUCAUUGGACGAGCCCGACUUGUCCCAUUUCCGAAAGUCAGAAGCCAGGCUGCUGUCGGCGGCUCGCACGCAGACAACCGGCUUUCUGUCCCACGACAGCUCUCGCAUCACUUUCUUCUCGGCCAAAACCGACUCGGCCAACUCUACAGCCGGCUUCUCGCCGUAUACCUCGCAGACGGAUCUCCUCAAGAAUGCAUCUGGCACUACGCUCUCAUACCAAAGCUCUGCGGCCAAGCUCUCCAUAGCAUCGAUUGAAGAGGAGGCAGGCUCCAACCCGUCUGCCCAGGCCAAGGUGACAGCCAGCGAGGCUGAUGCCCAGUGGCCAACAGUGGGAGCACUCGAGGAGGAGCUCAUUGGAGGCAUCGUGGCAAGCCCAAGCCCCGAGCCUGACGACGAGGAUGCAGAAGCGAUGACCGGCUUUGGCUAUGUUCUAGAGAUGCGCAAGCCCCCGCCGGCGAUCUCCACGUCCCGGCGUGGCAGCAUCAAGGUCUUCGACGGGAAAGUAGCACCAGAAGGCCUCGGCCAGCCCACACCGAGCCUGGUCUUGUCAAACUUGGCCAAGCCCUCGCCGCGACAGCCUGCAUCAGCGCGGGGCGCGAGAGAGUUGUCAGGUGCAACGAGGAGACGACCAGUUUACAGCUGA